AUGGCGGAAAACAAGAAGAAGUGCAGACAGUAUAGUGUCGAGUAUAUUAAAUAUGGAUUUAUUCCCUCACCCACGAACAUCCAGCUCCCUAUGUGCCUGCUUUGCCAGCAGGUUUUUUCUAACGAGGCAAUGAAACCGUCCCGUCUUAAGGAGCACCUUACUAAAAUUCACCCGGAUAAGGCAUCCAAGGAUGCUGCGUUUUUCCAGAACAUCAAGGAGCAGCUUUCGAAACAGUCCAUCUCCAAGAUGUUCGCUAGGAAGGUAAACCAGACAGACAGUGGGUUAGUGGCCUCCUAUAACAUCUCUCUUAUGAUAGCGAAUGUGGCUCGGAGAAUAAAGGAGAUGGCUAUGGAUACUGAGCAGCAGUUGUGUGCCACACUACGUGAACAUCCAUUCAGUAUCCAGCUAGAUGAAACCACGACCAUGGAUAAUAAUGUUCUGCUGAUGGCAUAUGUGCGUUAUAUGUCUGAGAGGGAUGUGGCCGAGGAUGUUUUGUUUGCCAAAUAUCUCUCCACUGACACACGAGGGGAGACGAUCUUCAGGGCUCUGAGUGACUACCUGCUGGAGAACUGUAUUCCCAUCGCCAACAUCCUCGCCUGUGCCACAGAUGGAGCUCCCGCUAUGGUUGGCAGGUACCGUGGCUUCGCAACUUUGUUAAAGGAGCGUGUGCCGCAGGUGUUAACAGUGCACUGCAUGUUGCACCGUCACAAUUUAGUGGCCAAAAAUUUAAGUCCUUCUCUCCACCAGUCUCUGAACAUCGCUGUCAGGGCCAUAAACAAAAUUAAGGCCCAUGCUCUGAACGACCGGAUCUUCAGGCAGCUGUGCGGGGAGAACGAUGAAGCGUUUCAGCGCUUGCUGCUCCACACCGAGGUACGCUGGCUAUCCAAGGGCAACUGUCUGGCUAGGCUGUGUGAGUUGUUCACAAGUGUCCUGGAGUUCCUUGCCGGUGCCGACGCAGGUCUAAGGGACACCUGUGGUCGUGUCGCGCUGACAUAUUUUACCUGGCAGAUUUUUUCGGGAAGAUGA
Messenger RNA from Rhinichthys klamathensis goyatoka, 1026 nucleotides. Its product is annotated as SCAN domain-containing protein 3-like. Lineage: Eukaryota; Metazoa; Chordata; Actinopteri; Cypriniformes; Leuciscidae. The record is from RefSeq and is a predicted model, not a curated record. The transcript has 2 exons. The coding region runs from base 1 to 1026 and encodes 341 amino acids.